GGCUCCAAAAUGGACAAGCCAUAGGCGCAGCUCUGCGCAUGUGCAGGAGGCGCCGGAGUUUCACUUUGUAACUUUUAAGUGGUGGGCACCUCUCCCCGCCCGGGCAGGUGGAGUCAGACAACUUCCCCAGGCUGUUCCGGGCGCGCCUUCCUCCCAGCACUUCUGGAAGGGAGGCAUACAGAUCGUCAAGUGUGCUGCGGGGCCAGUCCUUGCUGCCAGCUCAGGAAAGUCUGUAAAGGCUGCUGCCCCUCGACCCUGGCCUUGGGGAAGCUCUACAGGAAAUGAGUGGCAUGCCCGAGGUAGCCUGGGAAGUGGCCAGGGCUGCCCCUGACUUUGCCAGAGCCAGCUCCAGCUGAGGACCUCUCCUAGGGACUUGUCCACUGUCCUUCCUUCCCAUGGUGUCUGGGAGGACAGGCACAAUGAGGGACUCCCCAUUCCUGAAGCUGUGGCCGUCCAAGGAGGUGUCCAUCCGUGAGCGGCUGGGCAUCGGGGACCAGCCCAAUGACUCCUACUGCUACAACUCAGCCAAAAACAGCACUGUGCUCCAGGGGGUCAACUUCGGUGGCAUCCCCACUGUCCUGCUCAUAGACGUCUGCUGCUUCCUGUUGUUACUGUUGGUGUUCUCCAUCAUAAGAAGAAGAUUCUGGGAUUAUGGCCGUAUUGCCUUAGUGUCAGAAGCAAACAGUGAGUCCAGAUUCCAGAGACUGUCGUCUUCCUCCUCAGGGGAACUGGACUUUGAAGGCGAGCUGGCAUGCUGCCCCUGGCUGACGGCCAUCUUCCGCCUGCGUGAUGACCAGAUCCUGGAGCGCUGUGGGGAGGACGCCAUCCACUACCUGUCCUUCCAGAGACACAUCAUCUUCCUGCUGGUGGCGGUCAACAUCUUCUCCCUGUGCGUCAUCCUGCCCGUCAACCUCUCGGGAGACUUGCUAGACAAAGAGCCUCACAGUUUUGGGAGGACGACGAUAGCCAACCUACAGACUGACAACGACCUCCUUUGGCUGCACACUGUCUUCGCUGUGGUUUACCUCUUCCUCACGGUGGGCUUGAUGCGGCGCCACACGCAGUCCAUCAGAUACACAGAGGAGAACCUGGUGAGGCGGACGCUGUUCAUCACAGGACUCCCCAGAGAUGCUCAGAAGGAGACCGUGGAGAGCCACUUCCGGGACGCGUACCCGACGUGUGAAGUGGUGGAGGUCCAGCUGUGCUAUGACGUGGCCAAGCUGAUGGACCUGUGCCAGGAGAGAAAAAAGACUGAGAAGAGCCUGACCUAUUACACGAACCUGCAGGUGAAGACAGGCCAGAGGACCCUCAUUAACCCCAAGCUCUGCGGCCAGUUCUGCUGCUGUGAAGUGCCCGGGUGUGAGUGGGAGGACGCCAUCUCCUACUACAAGCGCAUGAAUGACAGGCUGACGGAGCGGAUCACACAGGAGCAAUGCAGGGUCCGGGACCAGCCCCUGGGAAUGGCCUUUGUCACCUUCCAGGAGAAGUCCAUGGCCACCUACAUCCUGAAAGACUUCAAUGCCUGCAAGUGUCAGGGCCUGCGGUGCAAAGGGGAGCCCCAGCCGUCCUCCUACAGCAGAGAGCUCUACCCCUCCAAGUGGACGGUCACUUUCGCCUCUUACCCCGAGGACAUCUGCUGGAAGAACCUCUCUACCCAGGGCCUGCGCUGGUGGGUCCAGUGGCUGGGCAUCAACUUCAUUCUCUUCGUGGGGCUCUUUUUCCUGACCACGCCCUCCAUCAUCCUGUCCACCAUGGACAAGUUCAAUGUCACCAAACCCAUCCGUGCACUGAAUAACCCCGUCAUCAGCCAGUUCUUCCCAACCCUCCUCCUGUGGUCCUUCUCAGCCCUGCUCCCGACCAUCGUGUAUUACUCUACACUGCUGGAGUCUCACUGGACCAAGUCUGGGGAAAACCGGAUCAUGAUGACCAAGGUCUACAUAUUCUUGAUCUUCAUGGUGCUGAUUCUGCCCUCUCUCGGCCUCACCAGUCUGGAUUUUUUCUUCCGAUGGCUCUUUGACAAAACUUUCUCAGAGGCCUCUGUCAGGUUGGAGUGCGUCUUCCUGCCCGACCAGGGCGCCUUCUUCGUGAACUACGUCAUCGCCUCAGCCUUCAUCGGUGGCGGCAUGGAGCUGCUGCGGCUGCCCGGCCUCAUCCUCUACACCUUCCGCAUGAUCAUGGCCAAGACGGCCGCCGACCGCAGGAACGUGAAGCAGAACCAGGCCUUCCAAUACGAGUUCGGAGCCAUGUAUGCGUGGAUGCUCUGCAUCUUCACUGUCAUCAUGGCCUACAGCAUCACCUGCCCCAUCAUCGCACCAUUCGGCCUCAUCUACAUCCUGCUCAAGCACAUGGUGGACCGGCACAACCUCUACUUCGCCUACCUGCCAGCCAAGCUGGAGAAGAGGAUCCACUUUGCGGCCGUGAACCAGGCUUUGGCUGCCCCCAUCCUGUGCCUCUUCUGGCUCUUCUUCUUCUCCUUCCUGCGCCUCGGCCCGAUGGCCCCCCCCACCCUGUUCAACCUCCUGGUCGUGCUGCUCACCAUCCUCGUCUGCCUGGCCUACACCUGCUUUGGAUGCUUUAAGCACCUCAGCCCUCUGAACUACAAGACAGAAGAAUCGGCAAGUGACAAAGGAAGCGAGGCAGAAGGCAAUGUGCCUGCACCCUUCACACCCUAUGUGCCCCGGAUUCUGAACAGCUUGGCCUCUGAGAGAACAGCCUUGUCCCCGCAGCAGCAGCAGACCUAUGGCGCCAUCCACAACAUCAGUGCGACCAUCCCGGGGCAGGGCCUGGCCCAGAGUCCUGCGGCCGAGGUGGCGGCUGCCCUCCAGGAGGCCUGAGGGCGGUGAGCUUCAGGAUGGGCCAGGCUCCAGGAGCUGGGAGGUGAGGAGACAGAGGCGGGGAAGCAGCUCGACUCAGACGCCAACCUGGACUUCUUUCCACCUGCUUUCAGCCGCACAGCUCUGAACAGAUGGGACCAGGAAGGGGUUCAGGCCCUUGGCUGAUGGGGGAGGGUGGGACUGCUGUUGGUGGUGGUCUUUUCUGGUCACAGCAGCCGAGAAGGGAGUCCAUGCAGCUCCGUCGCCUGAGGCUGUGCUCAUUUCCAGUCCACCUUCUGCACCAGCGUCGAGCUCGAGCUGGGGUGAUGUCCCCAGUGAUUUUUAGCCACGAUCAUGUUGGAAUUGUGCCCCUCCAGACCCAUUACCUCUGAUGACUGUGUCGGGUACCAGGGAGAAAGUAACAAGUGGAAAACCUCCCUUCUGAGUGCCCAGACCCCACCUACUCUUUCUGGGCACACACAGCGCCUGAUGAGCAAAGAGCCUACAGCAGUCCCGGGCCUGAGACGGGGCCAGAUGACACCCGGGCUCAUUCCCUCUGGGUAUUAACCAUCCACCCCGCCCCCGUCUCAGGAGUGAGCUGUGGGGACAGGAAGGGAAUGGGCCAGUGCUGGGCUGCAGAGGCUCCUGCAGCUGCACAUGCACCUGCGCAUCCCGCUAUGGGUCUGUGUUCUUGUAUCAUGUUGCCAGUGAAGCUGUGGCUGGGUCAGGGUCGCCCUGCAGCAGGCAGGGACAAUGAGGACCACUAAUAAAGUGCCCAUUCAGCCAGACUGGUGAGAUUCAGCCUCUCCCAUCUCGUCAGAGCCGAGUGCCUGGGGUGCAGUCUACAUCCCUCAACCCCAUCUGUCUGCUCCUUCCAAGGUGGUGGGGUCGGGGGUGCAGGGCUCAGGGCCUCCUCGGAGCCAAGGGCCGGCAGGGGAGAGGAGAAGGGGUGUCUGGGUUGGGUGCAGGGCCGCGCACCACCCUUGAGCUGUAAGCUGGGAAGGAAGGACAGGCAGCCGGUUGCCUUCUCUGUCCCCCUGUGAUUCCCGGGGCUGGGAAGCCGCUUUGGGCGCUUGCGCGAGAGCCGCUUCCCUACAGCCCCCAGGGGGCGCCAGAGGCGCGAGUCGGCGCGGUCGGCGCGGCAGUGCGGCCGAGUCCUCCAUCUCCCUGCAGACCCCGCCUCGUGGUCCUCAGCCUCGGCCUCUGCUCCCAGCGGCCCCGGGCACUGGGAGGCGGUAAAGCGGCUUCCUGGUGCCGCAGCGGGCCUGUCCUACCCUUCCCAGCGAGGGCGGGGGACCCCCCCUCCCCAUGCCGGAUGCAGACCCGCCGGCUCCGCGGGA
Equus quagga is the source of this 4153-nucleotide messenger RNA. It is a transcript of the gene TMEM63A, whose product is annotated as transmembrane protein 63A. Gene Ontology annotation, cellular component: plasma membrane. NCBI's taxonomy places the organism in Eukaryota, Metazoa, Chordata, Mammalia, Perissodactyla, Equidae. The transcript is spliced from 25 exons. Gene Ontology annotation, molecular function: nucleic acid binding; calcium-activated cation channel activity. The coding region runs from base 396 to 2834 and encodes 812 amino acids. The record is from RefSeq and is a predicted model, not a curated record.